Molecule: messenger RNA, 827 nt
Organism: Apaloderma vittatum (bar-tailed trogon)
Lineage: Eukaryota; Metazoa; Chordata; Aves; Trogoniformes; Trogonidae
Product: ras-related protein Rab-32-like
Exons: 2
Biological process (GO): intracellular protein transport; melanosome organization
Cellular component (GO): mitochondrion; melanosome; trans-Golgi network
Molecular function (GO): GTP binding; GTPase activity
Source: RefSeq, a predicted model, not a curated record
UAUACUUUGUCACUGUCCUCUCUUUCAGGCCAGGAGCGCUUUGGAAAUAUGACCAGAGUAUACUACAAAGAGGCAGUUGGUGCUUUUGUGGUCUUUGAUGUCACAAGAGGCUCCACUUUUGAGGCUGUUUCUAAAUGGAAGCAUGAUUUGGACAGUAAAGUAUUACUUCCCAAUGGCAACCCUAUCCCUGCUGUUCUUCUUGCAAACAAGUGUGACCAGAAGAAAGAUGGCAGCCAGAACCCCUCUCAAAUGGACCAGUUCUGCAGAGAAGGUGGCUUUGUUGGAUGGUUUGAAACAUCUGCCAAGGACAACAUCAACAUAGAUGAAGCUGCUCGAUUCUUGGUGGAAAAUAUACUUGCCAACUACAAAACCUUUCCUAAUGAAGAGAAUGAUGUGGGGAAACCAAAACUGGACCUAGACCCAUUGAAAGCAGAGAGCAAAUCACAGUGCUGCUAAUGCUACCACUGUUCAGUAAAUGUGAUGGGAUGAGCAGCAAGACUGUUCCUUAAAUCAAACUGCUGCUGCUACGGUGCUGUGUUGUGACAAUCCAUAUGGGGCAUCUGGUAUUAUCUGAAUAGGUGAUUCUUGUGGGUGUUUACAUAUUCUUGUUUAGGAUGAAGCUGAGUGUCUUGUGAAUUAUCACUCCACUUUCUUGAGUGGCUGCAUCUAAACCUGAUUAGUGUCUUCUUACUUGAGAAUGUAAAGGUGUGUUUACACUCCUAAAAAGAAACAAAGACAACAUUCAGUGUCUCGUUUGCUUCUAGGACAUAUGCUGCCUUCUAAACAGGAUUUUCUCAUUGUGACACAUGAACAGACACUGCACCUUU